Messenger RNA from Osmia lignaria (orchard mason bee), 1195 nucleotides. RefSeq lists its product as uncharacterized. NCBI's taxonomy places the organism in Eukaryota, Metazoa, Arthropoda, Insecta, Hymenoptera, Megachilidae. The record is from RefSeq and is a predicted model, not a curated record.
AUUACGUUAUAGUAGCAGUAAUAAUUAAUGGUAAUGGCAGAUAAAAACAUGGUUCAGAACGCAGUAAGACCAGCAGAAAACAAGAAUGAAGGUGAUAAUAACGACUGGGAAAAUGAAGAAAAUGAAGAAAAUGAUGAAAAUGAUGAAAAUUGUAACGAUGCCGAAUUUGAAGCAAUAAAUGCUCAAUUAGAUCAACUUAAUUCAGUUUUGGAUAACCUGGAACAAAAAAAUGAUGAUAUUCGUGCAGAAUUAAUUCAAUUGCUGCACUCAAAUCAAGAAGCAAGAAAACAAUUUCAAGAAUGCAAAGAUUCUUUAAAACCAGAUUUGUAAUAUUUUGUUUUAAACAGAUUACGUAUUGUAAAUAUAUAUAAUAAUAUAAUAUUAUGUUUGUACUAAUCAGUACAAUAUAGUACUAUUUUGAUGUUUAAAAAUUAAACAUUCCUACUGAUAAUCAUUAAGCAUUAUGUAGAAUUAUUUUUAUGCUUAUGUAGUGUAAUGAUAGAAAUAUAAAAACAUAUAUACAUGUACUUAUAUUGUUUAUAUACAUAUGUAUUUAUAAUUUCAUUUUAUUAUGUAUUUAUUAUAUUAUAAUCAGUAUUAACAGAUGAUAUUAAAAGUUCUUUAAACAUUUCCGAAUUAUAAUCUUGAAUUAGAAACACAUUGGGUUUAUUUGACAGUAAGUGAUCAAGUACAACUUGACCUCUAGUUCUGUUACCGCUUAAUUCGAUAUCGGCAUGAUACGACACUAUAUUUUCUGCAAUUUUUGGUUGUACUAAAAUUCCAGCUAAAAUUGCAUCACACACAAUAUAAGUAGGGAAACGUUUCUUUCUUAUCUUUGAACAGCCAUUUUCAAUAGUAUUCAUAAACUCCAUGCAAGGUUUAUCUAUUUGACCUAAUAUAUUUUUUCGCCAUUCCUGAAAAGUAUUGAAACAUAUAUGUAGUACAUUUCUAUAUUAUCAUUUAAAUAAUUAUGAUUUCAUUAUAUUUACAUGUGAAAUUUUGGAUUUCAAACAUGUUUCCCAUGGUAAUAACCACAAAGGUUUUGUAUUACUAUUAAAGACUAUAUGUACACUUUCUGGAUCCAUAUAAAAAUUGAAUUCUGCUUGAGGUGUUACAUUGCCUUGUGCUGAUAAUAAUAAAAUAUGAACAUAAGAAUUAAGAUAUAUGUAAAAUGAAUAAAUAUUUGUUUAAAAAA